Molecule: messenger RNA, 10922 nt
Organism: Galleria mellonella (greater wax moth)
Lineage: Eukaryota; Metazoa; Arthropoda; Insecta; Lepidoptera; Pyralidae
Exons: 56
Coding region: 130-10773 (3547 amino acids)
Biological process (GO): lipid transport
Molecular function (GO): lipid carrier activity
Source: RefSeq, a predicted model, not a curated record
UUGAUCAUAGAUAGCUCAAGGGAACCCGUCAACCAAGCGGCAACAUUUGUAUGGAGCCACCUGAACAACAUUGGGCAAUCGUCGCUACCGUCCCGCGUGGAGAUCCAAGGCCUGCUUUCUGGGCACACCAUGCCGCAGCUCGAGGACAGCCCCGACUUCAGAAUGUUCUCUAGGAAUUACGAACAGAGUGUGUUCUUUGAUCAGUAUAAUGCUGGUGGCAACUACGAAGCCAAUGUUAUAUUCUCGCCCGACUCGUAUAUACCACGAUCUUUGUCGCUCAAUUUGACUGUCGAUAUGUUUGGUGAAUCCAUAAAUAUAUUUGAGCUUAAAGCUCGCGGUGAAGGAUUCGAAACUUACUUCGAGCAAUUCUUUGGCGAUAACGGACCGCUCGGGAAAACUAAAGUGAACGAGUAUAUAAACAAAUUGCGAGUAUUCCGAUCGACUAACGACGCGGAUGAGGUGCAAGCGAAAAUCGACGAUCUCGGAUACAAAAAUGAAGCACUUAAGCACCGUUUUCCCAUGGCAGAGUUGGGUAUUAAAGUGUUCGGCAACGAGAUAUCGUUUUGGAGUGCAGAAGGCGAUGAUGAAAUAAGGAAAUCACUGGAAAGACUGAACCCACAGUUGAGAAUUUUGGAAAUUUUGUCGGGGAAGGAAAUAUCGUAUAAUAAAGCAUCGCUGUUCCUGGACACAACGUUCUCUGUGCCGACUGGGUGCGGGCUGCCUCUCGAGAUGAACCUCAUGGGUACCAGCUAUGUCAACACCAAAAUGUCCGGUACGGUCGUCGAUAAAUUCAGACAAGCGGGCAACUUGGACUUUGAGGGCAAAAUUCGACCGAGCGUGGCUGUGAACAUAGCGGCAACAAUGGGUGUUCGGGCCGACGCGCUGUCAAGCUGCGGGGCGCGGGUGAACGCUCGCCUCUACACGGCUACUAGCGUAGAGGCUCGUCUCGCACUUCGCUCUCGCUCACGCCUUAGACUUGACCUCUCGCUGCCUGCUGACAAGCAAGAGAUAUUCGCUGCCAAGUCAGAGUUGAUAAUUUUGCACGGCGAUAAGGAGCUACAGCAACAAGGGUUAAAUCAGAAUCGUAUCGAACAAAACACAUGCAGUUGGGGCACGUUUGACAACGCCAUAGGGGUUAAAGUGUGUGCAGCUUAUCAGUUCCCCAACAUGACCAAUCUUCACAACGCUCCGUAUUUCUUAAUGAGCGGUCCAGCAAAAUAUAUUCUCUCAUUGGAAAAAGCUGAUCCUUCAGCAAAGACGUACACGAUCCAGUAUCAUUGGGACAAAAACGAGACCGCCAAUAUCAUUGAAUUCUCCUUUGAUACACCUAACAGUAAGGAGAAACGUAUGUUCGACGCAUUACUUACCCUCUCCAAUACAACAACCAGUGCUGUUGUUACUCUCCAAUCGGCUAAAAGUACGCUUAAAGCAAAAGCGUUAUACCGUAAUUUAGAACAAGACAAGUCAUUUGAAGCUAGCUGGGAUGUGGAUGGUCGAAAGCAAUUCGAUACGGUGAUGUCAUUAAAGAAACAAGACAUCAACCAUGGUUAUGUUUGGUUGCCACGCGCUUACUGGGUCGUUGAUAAUGAAAGAGUUGCCGAAUUGACUGGUUACUUUAAAUUCAAGUCCAAAGGCGGAGUCACCCAAUGUGAUAUAGUGGCGGAUUUCCAAACCAGACAGCUAGCUAGUCACAUGACCGGCUAUUAUACGUUAAACGGACCUACACAUGGUACCAAAUUACAACUCGACUACCAAUUUUACAAGAACCCUAAACAAACCAUAAAAAUGGAGGCAGUCUAUAGUGAAAGAACCUUGGGAUAUAGACACGACAUGUACGGCGAAUUAUCUAUGGAAUUUUCGGCAUAUCCUGUUUAUGAUUUCUACGCGGUGUUAAAGAAUAUGAAUACUCCAAGCCACGUAGACAUCGGUUUGAAUGUAAGUGCAUCGAAACAACAAGCUCUGGAGCCAGCGUUUGCGUUCAGUUUUGUACGGUUUGAUAAGAUUAAUGGAUUGAAACUUGACACUCAGCUGAAACUAAAAAGGCCGAAAUUGAUCGACAUGAAGUUCCAGUAUGAACAAGCGGGCGCGAAGUACUCGACGCUAUGCGUGCUAAACUUCAACCCGAAGUCGCGCGAGAUCACGGUGUGGGGCGAGGCGUACUACCCACCCGGCACGCAGCUGUACCUGGACGCGCAGCUCAACGUCACGCUGCCUACGCUGCACCCCUGCACCAUCCAUGCUAAGGUCCACGAAAAGCAGCCCAACGAGUUCCAGGUAAACGCAGUGGGCGUGUGGUUUACGGGGACAGACUUCAACAUCGAUGCACUGUAUCAAGACCAGUCCAAAACGAAUAUGGCCUCGCACCGUUUGAAGCUUCUACUGGCCAGUACGCAAUUCAAAGACAUCGCCGCUGAUGCCCGCUUCACGCAGGAUAAUCGACAAGUCACUUUCAUAUUAGAGGGCGAGUACAAUGCGGACGUAUACCGUUCGCUAGUGCGUUACGUCUUGCUGUCCGAGCAUAACUUCACCACGUACGCGGAAGUGGACGUCAGCGGGAAGGCAUACAGUGUCAACCUGAACGCCGAUCUCAAUAACAACACUAACCUCAAUAUGGAUAUACAUAUUGACCAACUUCGCGACGUGCAUAUCUCAUACCAAAAAUGGAAGACGCCACAACAGAAGCGCCUCAGCGCAGCCUUCAACUGGGACGCGAACCGGGACCCUUCGCAGAAGGUAUCUGUGGACGUACAACUCGACAACAAGGGUGCCUGGCACCACGGUGGACAAUUCACGCUUUACUACCCCGGUAGGGUUGUCAACGGCGAAUUUGAAUUCCUUCUCAAAGACUGGGACUGCUCGUGGCACGCGACGGUGGGGUGGGGCGGCGGGUCGCGCGCGGCGUGGCGCGUGCGCAUGUACUCGCAGGCGGCCGAGCGCGGGCCCACCGUGUACGCGCUGCUCUCGCACCUCGACACGCCGCUGCCCGGCUGGCGGGACACCGGCUUCAACCUCAUGUGGCGCUACCAAGACAACCUACAAGCAAUAAACGGGAGCAUGAACUGGCAAGAGGACUAUCUCGCGUUCAGUCUACUCGCCGACUACUUGUUCAAGUCGAACGAGUUCUUUGGCGAAAUAAACGCGGUCGUCAACUCAACUAUACCGACGCUGCCGCGAGCCGCCGCCAUAGCCAAGCAUAGAGUUGUAUGGAAGAAGAGUGCGGACACGCUUCUCAGUUUUCAAUACAAUGAGGAAGGUCUUCUCAUGAUAAAUUCGUCGUGGACACUAAAUAGAGGAAAUACGCAAAGCAACAUCACAGGCAGAGUUAUUUUGCUCACACCGUUCCCAGGCUACACCAAAGGAUACCUCAAGACGGAGUUCCUAUUAGGAGAUAAACGCGACAUAAAGGGCAUCACAUUUUUAGACCUUGAAGAAAAAGUACUCAAGAUUUAUGUAGAUGGACAUAUGCGUCGCAUCACCAACUGCAUGCUAAUAGUGAACGUGACCAGCCCUAUCACGGACGAGCCUCAGAUGACGGCGCGGAUCGGCUUCAUAGAGAUCGACCGGCACCUCGUCGCCAUGGUCGUCACGCCGAACUCCACUACCGGUUUGGAGACAUUUAUGAAGUUGAACACCUUGCAAGACUUCCACAUAUUCGGUCACGUGGCGCUGCCCAUACAGUACCUCAACCGAGCCACGGUGACAGCCAAACGCGGAGCCGAAGAGCUCGACUUCAGAGUAGGCUGGGACAAAAUGGACUUCGGUUUCACAGGCAUAUGGCAGUAUCAUUCACCAAUCAAUUUUGUUUACGUAUACAAGCUGUAUUCUCCACUAGAAGGAUUCGAAGAGAACGGUCUAGUACUCAAGAAUGUCUAUGGCAACGGCUUGGAUACAGAAUUAUCGUUGCGGCUGUCUAAACAUAAGUUCGGCAUCGCAAUACUUCUGGUGGAUAAAGGCAAAGGCGUACUAGAUGUGAUACAAGAUAAGUUUAAGAACGGUAUGAAGAACUCGGACUCUCUACUGGAGGACUUCGACACCAUCGCCAGGGUCACUGUCGAUACGCUGUACUACCCCACCGUCACCUUCCACGCGCAUCUUAUGAAAUUUGUGGGCCCCGAUGAAGAGGAUAUAGUGAAAGCGAACGCUACAUUGUACUUGCCUGAUGGACAAGCUAUUAUCCUUACUGAUGAGUUCGUGCUAGAAACAUACACGGUGAUGAGGAACACCCUGAACUUGGUGACGCCGUUCCAAGUGGUGAAGGAACUAAAGUCGGUGUACACAGUGGACAUAACUAUAGGCGAGAAGAUCAACGUCUCUUGUGUCGCGCUGUUGUCCAACGGGACUUAUUGGCACGAGAUAUCAUACAAAUUGUUUUACGAGUACGAGUGCGGUGAAGACGACACAUACCAGUCUUAUUUGGCCUCUGUGGGUAUAGUGACGCCUCUAGCAGUGCUGCCGGCAUUGGACGCCAAAGUGUCUGCUCGAUUGGAGGACGCGCUGUGGAAAAUGGCGGCCGACAUCGCCAUGCCCUCGUUUGUCGUCACCGCCAUUGCAAGAUUAGAGUUGGACGACCCAUUCGUCGAAACAUCAGGCAGCUUGAAUCUGACCUCUCCGUACCUAGACAAUUACUUCAUCAAGAUGGAGUUCCGCAAGGACUUCGCAGAGAGCGAGAACACAGUCGGCGGCGGCAUACACAUACACCAGGGUGACCAGGAUAAUUAUCUGUUCGCGGACGUGGUGUGGCGGCCGCCGCCGACGCGCUACCUGCGGUUCAAGGCGCGCGGCGCGCUGCCGCCGGUGCUGGAGGCGGCGUCGCUGGCGCUCGUGUACAGCGACGAGCGCGAGCAGCGCGCGCUCACGCUCGACUACGCGGCCGCCGACGUGUACUACUCGCUCAAGGCCGACCAGCGCCCCGCCGCCAUCUCGCUCGCACUCAGCAGCCCGCACCCCGGCUUCAGGGCUAUGAAACUAGUUAGUGAAUUCGAGGACGAGUACAUUCGAGGCUCACUGGUGACAGAUGGCACCGAAUACGGCAUUUCCGGGAACGUCACCAAUCGAGAACCUCUCGAAAUGGUCGUAACCCUAGUGCCCAAAGGCCAAGGCGAGUUGAUAGACGUCCGUAUGAAGUUCGAGUCGAGCCCCACCGUGUACGGUAUGUCGGCGCAGCUCACGGGCGCGGUGCAAGCCACCAUACAAGCUAAAGCAGAAAUGGAGACCAAGUUCACCGACAUCAACCUUAAAGUGGAGUCGCCGCAGCUGCAGGGCGGCGAGGUGGCGGUGGCGGCGCGCGUGGACGCGGCCGGCGGGCUGCGGCGCACGGCACGCCUGCGCGCUGCCACGCCCCUGCCGCGCCUGCGCUCUGUACACACCGAGCUCGACUUCCUAUUCGGCCCGAAGACUGGUUAUCUCCUGUGCAAUUACGACUUGCCAGACAUGAAGGGAGAUGGAGAUCUGAAGUGGAGUUUCCUGAUAGGAGAUCUCUUCAUAAAGUCAAUAGGUCACCAACAAGUGCACGACAAGGCUCGCAGCGUGGAUUUGGACAUCUACUUCGGCAACAGCACACGCGACGGACUCGACAAGACAGACGCCGGCUUCAGGAUGGACCUGGAUCGAGUCUGGCUGAUCGGCGCAAACGCAUCAUUCGGUUAUAUAAUGAACAAGCGCGUGAGUCUGAUCAUCAACGCAAUCCUGCCGCGGCCCAACGUGGACGUGCACACGCUGAUAGUGGACGGAGACCUCGGCUCUGAGGAAAACCCUCUGCAGACUCUGAACGCUGUCUACAAGACGGACGUCACCAAGAUCCUUAACGCUGUUAAAGGAAAGGUACUAAUGCUACCGACAAGAUUUGACACCAACUCCACAGUAACCUGGACACAGAACUCUCUAUACAAGAGCGUCGAUAACAAAUUGCUGUACGAGUGGGAUGACAAAGGCUCGCAUUUUGUAGACUACACAUUGAGAUCGCCCCUAUACGAAGCCGACGACACUUUCAAAUUGAAGGGAAGCUAUCAGAAGGAUUUGGUGCAUGGAUACCAAAUUGUCAAGGGCCUGUCGCAUCGUCCGGGGCGGAACAAGAUCGGCGAGCUAGACCUUCGUUACGGCGGCAUGAAACACACUGAUGGACAUUUCAACGUGUCCACGCCCUUCCAUAGGCUGCCUUGGCUGAAAUCCAUAUUUGAUAUAAAUAAUCUGGAAGACCACUCUGACAAUAAAGUAGAAUUGUUCUGGACUAACAAAACGGCGUCUGUGAACACGACCCACUUGCACACAAAACAAGACAAUGGAUUCACACAAACGGGCGUAAUAUCACUUUCGGUUCCAUUGAAGACUCAGCAUCUCGUCACCACCGAGUAUUAUUAUGUACAAGACGAGAAAACGAGCAAUGGAAACGCAACGGUGGAUCUCGACCGAGAACGGUUUGUGAAGGCGUCGUUCGAUCAGAUACUAAGUAAGAGUGAAAGGGAAUUGAAUUUGUCGACAACUAAUAUUGAAGUGGAGAACGAACACACGCCGAUUGGUAUUAAAUAUAUACACGAGUAUGAUGACAGUGGGAAUACUGAUGUAAAACAAGCGACCAUCUUCCACCUGAAGAAUGCCACAAAAUUGAAUGUCACCUGCAAAUUAGAUGUAUACACAUACAACAUUGGGAAGAACCUGAAACUAACUGCCAUGCACGGGAACAGAACCUGGACCUUCGAGAACGAGUACGAGUCAGUCGAUAAAGAGCUGAAACAAGGCAGCAAGGUGAAGUGGGCGGAUAAUGUGUGGCUCAACUAUAAUAUACACAUCACUAACAUGACUACGGACGAGACAGAAUCUCAACAAGUCAUAAUGAAUGUAUGGUACCCGCUGCGUACAUACAAACUAAAUGCCGUGUACAGUCUGCAAGACACGCUGCUGGACGGACGGGCACAGCUCAGCUGGGAUGUGAAGCAGGAGAACAAGUCUGCUGUGUUAAGCGGACGCUGGCAGAAUCCGCCCACGCCCGAGGGCAGUCUGCACAAUGUACAUCUAUCCCUCUCGCAUCCCUCGUUCAGUAAGGAUGUCACCUUAAAUGGUGACUACAUGAGCACACCGACCAUCAUGUCCAACAUAUCUCUGGAACUGCAAUAUUCCGACUAUGAAAACGAGUACUUGAAUCUUAAUUCCAUACUCACUGACAACUCAAACGGACCUAUUAGGGACUACAAAUUUGCUCUCAAGUGCACACAUCCGUCCACCAAUUUAGAUCUGGAUAUGAAAUCCGACGUCAAUAUACACAGCAAGUGGUACUACUUCAACAAUUACUACAGAUUCCAGAAGUCGUUGUUCUAUGAAAAAAUGAGGAAAAAUAGACUGCUAAUAGAUAUGAACAGGAGUGCUAUCAAUUGGGAGCGCGCCAACGAGACGUACUUCUACAACGCGAGCGGCACGUGGGAGCUGGCGUACCCGGUGUACCGCGCGGCCGUGGCGGCGGCGCGGCCCGGCGGGCACGACGCCGGCCUCGCCACGCUCUCCAUGCGCGACCGCGAGCUGGUCGCGCACUACAACAGCACCGACGACAUAUCCUACCAUUUGGUGGGUCGUAUUGAAGACACUCGCUCAGCCAAACUGGACGCGUGGCGUGACUUCGAUGACGUCACAACCGUCGAUCUCGCCUCGUACAUCCGCCUGAACCACUCUCGGCUACUAACCAGCUCUAUACUCUGGCGACCGGAGAUCUUCAGCGAGGUCAAAGGAACCUUUGUAUACACCCUGAAGAGUUUGUACGGACAAGUCAACGAAACAUUGACUAUCAUCAAAGAAAUGCCCAUGGAAGCCCAUCUAGCGUUGAGAGCCAUAUGGUCCGACGCGAAACCGAGAGUUCGCGAGUUUUUAGACGACUUAAAUGACCUACACGUCAUAAAGGAUGAUUUGGAUGACUUCCAGCAGUUCUUAAACGAAUCAUAUGGAAAUAAUGACUUUUAUGUCAAAGAUAUAGUCGAGUUCACAUACUACAUGCUCGACGAAAUGGCGAUAAGGAACCAUCUAGAAAGUUUACCGGGCAUCGUGAACGACAUGUGGGGAAUGAUGGGUAACACGAGCCAGUCGAUCAAACAGAGUCUUACAUACGUAAUAGAUACAAUCAAGCAGGCGUAUUCAAACGUCUUGGAUAGUGUGAAUAACGUUCUAGAAGCCGAUUUCAUGGAAUUGGUCUCCAAUAGAUUGGAAGCGAUGAUUUUACAAUACGAUAACAUGGUUAGAGAUAUUCAUAUGAAGUUGCUGGAGUAUUGGGAGGAGACGUGGGUUAAUGCGACUACGAGACUAUACAAAUACUGGCACGAACUGCUAAAAUCUAUAGAGCCGUUGUUCUUCAAGGUACUGCAUUAUACGGAAUCGUUUGUGGUGACUAUUUGGAAGGGGUUGAUGGAUUUCUUCUAUAAUAGAACACAGGAACUGACAGACUCGCCCUAUUUCAACUAUGUAUCCGCAUUUGGACAUGAAAUGGACAAGAUCUACAAGGACUUAAUACACAAUGACCUUAUAACGAACAUAAAGAAAUACAGCAAGAAACUGUUCGACGUGGUGUGGGCCAAGAUCGAGAAGUACAUACCGUUUAAGGACGAAAUCAUGCAACUAUACGCCGAGUUCAAGAACGCGUGGGAAGUGUUCCUUAAGACGAAGCAAGUUGUCUACGUCAGAGAUAAGUACCUGGAAGCGUACGAACGUCUCAAAUGGUGGUACGACUAUUUCAUGAUCGGCGAGGUGUCGUAUCAAGUUGGCGAGAUCUUGUACGCUAAAGUCACCGAUUUGGCUAAAACAGCACUGCAAUACGAGGAACUCCACCGCACGCCGAAGACGAUGUUCGUGUUCGACCCGCACGGCGGGCGGCUGGUACUGGAACAGAAGCUGCCGAUGUCGUGGCACGCGUUCGACCGGCCGCCGGACUUCAGCGAGGUGGCCGAGUACCGCGCGCUGCGGGGGCUGCUCGACGACUGGCUCGCCACCAACCGCAGCCUCUGGUCCUACUACUACCAGCUGCGCCCUUACAUGGACCUCGACAACGUCGUGCCGCCCUUCGCAGGCAUGGCGAUGAUGACUGGCCAAGGUACCUUAGUUACAUACGACAAACGUGUGUUCACCAUAUCGCAAGCAGGCACCUUCCUACUGACCAGAGACUACAGACAAAACAAGUUCACCGUGCUGAUGGAAAGCAACGAACAACAACGCUACAACCUAAUUAUACUUGCAAAAACUAGCCUCAUACGCAUCGAUCUGUACAAAGAGCAAGUGUCGAUCGGCAACUCGAUACUGAACCUGCCAGCUGUGGUGGAGGGUUACGUGGUGGACAGACAAACGGAUGUGCUCACCGUGACCGGCGAUAGCGGCCUAAGCAUACAAUGCGACUUACGGUAUCGCACCUGCAAGCUACAUGUUGCAGGCUGGUACUACGCAACUCUGGGCGGCUUGCUAGGCACGUACAACAACGAACAGUACGACGAACUUCGUCUGCCCAACGGCACGUACACCACAUCCGCAGCAGAAUUGGGCAAGGGCUGGGCGUUGAUGCCCAUCAGUGGACAAAUCUUGCAGAACCACGAGUUAACCAAUGACACGCAAUGCGAGAAGUUCUUCAAGAAUAAAGUCUCACCGUUGCACCCAUGCUUUUCAGUGAUUGACGCAGUGCCAUUCUACGACGAGUGUACGCGUAAAAUAGAUCCAUGUGCACUCGCUAACGCGUACCGCGAGUUGUGUGGCCAGCAGCACGUGCCAACACGGGCGCCCGACGUCUGUCUGCAGUGCACGAGUCCGCAGGGUGACGUGAUCGAAGAGGGUUCGUUCACUCAACUGCAGCAGGUGCCCAACUCGACGGACGUGGUGUUCAUAGUGGAGGCAGAGUACUGCAACAGGAACAUUCGCAAACGCAAGAACAUCGACCUAUUUGUGGAGGCAUUCGACAGCCGGAUGCAGGGCAACGGCCUCUCUGACAACCGAUAUGCUGUGAUAGGCUUCGGCGGUGGCGGCGUGUAUUCACGACCACGUGCCCUCUACGUCAACGGAGAAGUGUUUGUGGAUGCCACGCAGGUGCCGCUGCACUUCGACCAUCUGGACCUUGAGAAACCCCAAAAUCCAAGUAACUCGACCCGACGAGGUAAACGUGGACGAGCCGGCGCGGACAUGUUCGCGGCGCUGCAGUUCGCGACACGGCUGCCGCUACGACCCGCCGUGCCCCGCACGCUGCUUCUGCUGCCGUGCGCACGCUGCGACUUAGCCGCCAUGUCGUACGACUACUCCACAAUAUCCCAUACCUUGAUGGAAAACUCCGUGACGUUGCACAUUCUAAUGGACGACGACUUCAUGCUGUCAAAGAAACGAGCUGCUAAAUAUUUGUUUGGUAUCGACACCACUUUGGCUUAUACUAAUAAAGAUUACGAGAGGCUAGUAGGCGACGUCGGGCUCCGCAAGCAAGUCAAGUUACCUAAAGAUCGACUGGGACUGUGCACGUCACUAGCGCUAGAGACUAAUGGUUCAAUAUUCGCGGGGGCGAAGCUGCAAGGUGACCGGCCGACGGCGCGGCGGUUCUCGAGCGUGGUGGGGGCGCGCGCGGGGCAGGGUGCGCGGCGCGCGGGGGCGGGAGCGGGGGCGGGGGGCCGCGCGUGCGGCCGCCCACGCUGCGAGUGCCGCGACGGCCGCCUGCACUGCCGGCCCUGCUCCGACACACUGCGUAUGUCUGAGCUGUCAUUCUGGAACACAGAGGACAUAGACGAGCUGAUCGAUAUGGCGAUGGACCCGCCCACAUUGCCUUCCCUCAGAUGAUAAUAAAUUGCACAUUGCAAUGAAUAAUAACAAGCAGCGUGCCUACAUUAUGUAUUUUUUGUAAAUAUUAAAUGAAUCUCUAAAUUAAUGUUAAUACUAAAGUAAUUAAUAUGAAUAAGUAGUUUGGAAUAAAUAAUUCUAUGAUUAAA